AUGAAAUGUUUAGAAAAUAAACCAGCAUCAUUAUCUUAUUAAUUUCUAGAUAAAUUAGGUGAAGGGUAUACAUAAUAUUAAAUGCUUAAGUUCUUUUGGAUAUAUUUGGAAGGUUAAGCAAAUCUCAACUGGUCAGAUAUUUGCAUGUAAAUUAGUAAAAAAUACUAUGAAAAAAGAGAGGACUCUUCUUUAAAGAGAAAUAAAAAUAUUGUAAAUGUUAAAAGGAAAAAAGGGUAAUUUUUCAUUUAAUAACGAAAAGGAUUUACCCAAUUAAUUACAUCUGGUUAGGAUCUCAGAAAUACAUACUUCAUUAUGAAUUUACUUGGACAAAAUUUAGAAUAGAUAAGAAUGAAAUGUGUUAAUUUUGAUACUGCUUCUAUAUUGAAUACUGGAUAAUAGAUGAUUCAAUUAUUAAAAGAUUUACAUCAUUAAAAUAUAAUCCAUAGAGAUAUUAAACCUGAAAACUUUGUUGUUUUUGAGGAUAAAUUAUAUUUAAUUGAUUUCGGAUUAUCCAAAUUAUAUAUUUAAGAUGGAAAACAUAUAGAAUUCAAAGAGAACAAGGGAAUGAUUGGAACUGCAAGAUAUGCUUCUAUUAAUAGUUUAAAAGGCAAUGAAUAAUCAAGAAGAGAUGAUCUGGAAUCAGUAGGUUAUUUGUUAAUAUACUUAUAUAUGGGUACAUUGCCAUGGAAUAAUAUUGUAGCUGAUGACAAGACUACUAAAUAUUAUAAAAUACAAAGAAUGAAAGAAACAUUUAGACCAGAAACAUACAUUAAUCUCCCUCCUGAAUUACCAAAAUAUCUUGAAUAUGUAAGAAAAUUGAAAUUUGAUUCAUAACCAGAUUAUGAUUAUCUAUUAAGACUAUUUAAGAGAGGAGAUGAAAUAACUAUAACUCCUAAAUUGUAAAUUUAAUAAAACCAUAUAAUAACUAAAUCUAAUUUAGUGAAUAAAAAGAAAGUUGAAAAAACUCAAUGUUUGACUACACGAAAAUUGAUUAAUUAGAUUGAAACAACUAGUCAUCGGAUAACUUUUGAAGAACUUAGUUCAGAUGGAUCAGAUAUAAUGGAGGAAUUAGACAACAAUGAAAUAAUUUAAUUGAAAAAUCUAUCUGUAGGUAGAAAGUAACCAAAUAUUGUAAAUAAAAUGAACAAAGUUAGAAUGGGAUCAGACUAAAUAUUUGAAAUAGAAAAUAAAUUAAAGUAUUAGAAUCCUAUAUCAUUAAAAUAACUAUAAUGA
Messenger RNA from Paramecium pentaurelia, 1233 nucleotides. The record is from the annotation of a GenBank genome assembly. Lineage: Eukaryota; Ciliophora; Oligohymenophorea; Peniculida; Parameciidae.